AUGGAAGGGCCAUCAUGUCAGCUGUUGCUGGGGUUUCUGAUGCUCACAACAAUAUGUGCAUCGGCAGCACAUCUUAGGACCACAAUGAGGUUUGGUGGGAUGAGAUGGUACGAGGAGAGCAGUAUGGCCUCCGUUAAUGCGAUCUCACCAGAAUUUGAAGUCCAUAACUACACGCAGUCAUUGGAUCAUUUCAACUUUAAACCAGAAAGUUAUGCUACUUUUCAGCAGAGAUACAUAUUGAAUUACAAGUACUGGGGUGGGGCAAAUACCAGCUCACCCAUCUUUGUUUAUCUAGGCGCAGAGAUAGAUGUAACACAAAAUCUUGAUUUGUCAAUUGUUGAUCUUGCUGCUCGUUUUAAAGGUUUGCUGUUGUAUAUAGAGCAUCGCUAUUAUGGAGUCUCAAUGCCUUUUGGAUCAGAAGAUGAAGCAUUCCAAAAUUCCAGUACCUUUGGAUACUUGAGUUCUGAACAAGCAUUGGCGGAUUACGCGCAGGUGAUAGUAGAUGUUAAGAAGGAUCUGUCGGCAGAAAACUGUCCUGCUAUUGCAGUAGGAGGAUCAUAUGGUGGAAUGCUUGCAUCGUGGUUUCGUCUAAAAUAUCCUCAUAUCGUCAUCGGUUCUUUGGCAUCAUCCGCUCCAAUACUCUACUUCGAUGAUAUCACACCACAAAAUGGAUAUCAUGUUAUUGUUUCAAAAGAUUUCAGAGAUACCAGUGAGAGUUGUUACAACACGAUACAGCAGUCCUGGGCUGAGAUUGAUCGAGUUGCUUCUGAAACAAACGGGCUUCUAAAUCUGAGCAAUAUCUUCACCACCUGUAGUCCUUUGAACUCUUCAAAAGAUCUCAAGGUCUAUACAGAGAUCGCAUACAUGUGGGCGGCUCAGCUAGACAACCCUCCAUCAUAUCCAGUCAAUAAAAUAUGCAGUGCCAUAGAUGGAGCACCAUCUGGAACUGAUAUUCUUGGUAGAGUUGCUGCUGGGGUCAAUGCUAGUGUUUUUGGGAAUUCAUGCCAUAGUGCAUCUGGUUCAGGAUUGAGCAGAAAGAGUGCAUCGGCAUGGGAAUGGCAGACAUGUACGGAGAUGGUAUUCCCAAUGGGAUAUGGUGAAAAUGAGACAAUGUUCCAAUCAGAUCCUUUCGAUAUAAACAACUACACCAAAGAAUGUGUUGAUGUAUUCGGUAUCAAGCCAAGGCCUCAUUGGAUCACAACUGAAUUCGGUGGACACGACAUAAAAACUGUACUAGGAAAUUUUGCAAGCAACAUCAUUUUCUCAAAUGGACUCCGAGACCCAUGGAGUGCUGGAGGAGUUUUGGAGGACAUAUCAGAUAGUGUUGUUGCUUUAUAUACAGAACAAGGAUCCCAUUGUUUGGAUCUUUAUCCUCCUACUUCGAGCGAUCCUGACUGGCUGCUAGCAUUACGGGACAAAGAGAACAAAAUUAUUGCAUAUUGGCUUGCCGAGUACUAUACCAAGCUUAAUUAG
Messenger RNA from Populus trichocarpa (black cottonwood), 1473 nucleotides. RefSeq lists its product as uncharacterized. Gene Ontology annotation, molecular function: dipeptidyl-peptidase activity; serine-type exopeptidase activity. Gene Ontology annotation, biological process: proteolysis. The record is from RefSeq and is a predicted model, not a curated record. The transcript is spliced from 9 exons. Lineage: Eukaryota; Viridiplantae; Streptophyta; Magnoliopsida; Malpighiales; Salicaceae. Bases 1 to 1473 code for a protein of 490 amino acids.